Emericellopsis atlantica is the source of this 2898-nucleotide messenger RNA. RefSeq lists its product as uncharacterized. Lineage: Eukaryota; Fungi; Ascomycota; Sordariomycetes; Hypocreales; Bionectriaceae. The record is from RefSeq and is a predicted model, not a curated record. The transcript has a single exon. The coding region runs from base 1 to 2898 and encodes 965 amino acids.
AUGGGCAGUAUCGUCGCGUUCGAAGGACAUCCCGAGACCGUAUCAACACAGCUGCGACUCUUACCCACCUCACCUCACAUCCUCAUAUUACCCAGUGUCCAGUGUUAUCUGCCAACGUCAACCGAUGGCGAUGCCUUUACGGCCCCCGAAUACAUUCGCAAAGUUCACCAUGCCGCCAACGCCCGCUAUAAUGUGGCGCAGACCUUCCUGGAGGGAUCGACUGCGUCCAGCAAACGACUCGUUUUCAUGAAUGGCGGAACUCCUAGCGCCCAAGCCUUGUGCAUACGCCAGAUCAUGCGAUACGAGACCCAGGGCGACCAUGUCGAAGCCGAGUCCAUGUUUCACCACUUGGUCAAGGAAGGCUUGGGUAGCUUGCAGAGACAGGCACGCAUAUGGGUUAACGGACAGGCGGACAGCGGGUCACGCUCAUCGCCGUUUACGAUGGACACUACUAUUCCGGAGGACGAGACACUGGAGGCUCUGAGUGAAGAUCCCAUAACAAGGGCGAUGCGAGCAGCCGAGGCCUUGGAUCGCGAGACAGCCAACCUUCAACCCUCUACGGAGCUGGACCUGACCCUGACGAGUCGUCUGCGAAGUCACAGCCUGCCCAUGUACGGCUACUCCGACAAUUUUGGAGACGCUGCACCCUUCUAUGUGUUCGGUGCUCGCAAGAGAGCCAAUAGCGACACCUCCGUCGCCGACGAAGCCGUGGAGGAUGACUAUCCCAAAGUCGGCCCCCCGAGGUUUUCAGUCACUCAUUUCGAGCAAGGGGCCUUUGACCAGCCAAUAGACUCGCCUGUUCUCGACCCCAAGCUGUCGCCAAGCUGCGUCGGUGAGAGCUACGGCCCAACCUUUCUUCACUCACCGCUCUUGGACGCCCUGCCAACGUCGCGCUCCGAAGUCUUUGAUAUCAGGUCACCUGGCGAGGUCACUUUCGGUGAGGCCUCGGUUGUCGAUGUGAGACACACGAUUGCCCCCGUCACAAGGGUACGCUCCCUCGAUGGACUUUGCUCAUCGCCACCAACCAGCAAUGAGGACUCGACCUCCGCGCUACGUCCACUUUCCCGCAGCACUGCCACGGAACAGCAACCCUUGCCGUCGUUGCGGUCGAGAUUUGCCGAUACUUCCCGGACAAUCUCUGUCAGGACCAGGCAUGCGAGUGUGGUGAGCCUCUCGCCUGUGCCUCCGGAGAGAAAGCGCAGGAUAAAGCGAUUGUCCUAUGUCGAUAGAGGAACCAAUGCCGAGGUUAUUGAGGAACCAGUCGAGGUGUUUGUUCCAGUACACCCCUUGACGGAGCACCUUGUUCUGUAUAUGAAGGACGAUGCGCCGGACGCCCUUCUGGAUACAGUCAUCAGAGCCUUCCGUGAUGGGCUCUACCCCAUCCUCGCAAGUAGCACUGCCGGCUCAGACACUGCUACCAUAAACGAUGAGCUCCCGUCAACGCCAGAGUCACACAGCAUACGCGGUGGAGAUGAGACGCCUAAAGCUACUGAGGAGCCCAGCAUUGUCAAGUCGCCAUUGAUAGACCAGGGAGAAUAUGACCCAUUUGCCUACAUACAGGACACUUGGCCGACAUCAAAGACCAAAAAGAUUGGUGUAAAGGUGCACCGGCCCCCCACGCCCCGGAAGACUCCUACGCCAUCAGUGUCGACAGAGAGGGACAGUAGCUUCUAUGAGUUCAAGGUCUGCACGUCACACACCGCCGUUGCGAUACAGAAUGCACUCCGCGCAGUGCUGGAGAGCUACUUUCCUCCUGAAAGCGACGGUUACAAGCAAUUCAGCUUCUCUCUUCUACCGGAACUGGAAGGCCUUUGGAAACCCAUCUUCCGUGAGGCCGAGCCUAGCAGUCCGAGAGCCGACAACCGAAGAAUGGACCAGAUCCUGGCCAUCGGGUCCCAAAAGGGCGUCAAGAAGGAAUACUCGUCUGCCGUCGUCGGCCUGUUGGAUAAGCUCGGCACGAAACGGAGUGGCAUGAGCCGAAGUGGCCGCCUGGAUUUUAGGUAUCUCCUCGCCAACGCCAUGCAAUCCUUCACAAACCAGCCCCUGGCGAACCAAACAUCUGAUAACCCUUUCAACAACGCAUACCUACUCGCCACCCUCAUUGUCCCCCAUCUCGAAACGUACCUGGCGAUGCACGCAGAGGUUAGGUACCUUCUGCUGGAGUAUCCGCCAGAACAUCUUUCGACUAUUCUAGCUUUACAGAAGCUGGUCGGAGUGGACCUCAUGAAAGUGGCCCAGCUCAUCGACUCAGAGAGCUCUGACAUGGCACGAUUCAUGCAUCUACGGGGUGCAUCGAUCAGUAACCAGGUCAAACCCCAAGGUCCCUUGGGCAAGCCUGUUGGCUCGACAUCGGAGACCGACAUUGCUGUGUCACACGCCAACUUUCUACUCACGUCGAAUGCAAGUGACACCGAGAUUGCCACUUUCAUUGCUACAAUCAGGAAGAUUCUUAUGAGCAUAUCACAGUAUUAUGCCCCAGAAGAGCCUCUGCAGCCCCCUGCGCCUCCAAAGAAGCCCUCCGCCGCGAAGCAAAAACCGACACCACUUUUGGGCAGCUUUUCCCCCUUUCCAAGGUCGACAGGGCCGACCAGUCCUAUCACACCUGGAUUCAACAAGUCUGCCAAACCGUCAAACGCGCCGUCGACCCGAGCAGCCUCCAUCGCCGAGACUGUGCGCACAUUCAAGACGUCUCGGACAGGCAAGAGCACCAAGAACCCAAAGUCGAAGCGUGGUCUCGCCAUGACCGAUGGGGCGGAAUCGAUCAUGACCUAUGAUCCUGCCGGCGAUAGCGACUAUGACGAAGAGGAACGAAGGCUCAUGCCCAUCUUCAUCCAGAAGCGCUCGCAGAUGCAGAAACCAAACAGUCGCAAGGCCUUGAAGUUCCUUGGCCUCGCUUGA